AUGGCAUACGGCCUGACUGCCUUGCUCGCCACGGCCCUCCUGGCUGUUUUGGCGCGUUCAGCCAGCCAGCCAGACAUAUCGGCAGCCGUGCCACCACCAGAGAAGCCAGUCUACAACGAGACGGGGAGCUUCUGCGGAUGGAACGGCGUUCAUCAACAUUUUGAGAUCUAUACCCGUGGUUGGGGCCGCGAUGGUUUAGAAUGCGGCAAAAGCUUCAGGAUGGAGUUGGCAGAGACGUGCUACGGUACAGGCACCAACAGCUGGGUUUGCAAGCCGCCGCCGCCUUCUGCUCAGGACGAAAAGGGCGCCUAUAUGUCUUUCCAUUUUAACGCGUGGGACAAUUCAGCCUACAAGAGGUGUACGGAGAAGGCGUACUGGAGAGCUUCGCUCGACGUGUACGAUUUUCCGGGCGAGAGAAUCGAGUGCUGUCAGGAUUGCCACCGAAUCGAUAGUGACUGGCCUCCUUCCUGA
Molecule: messenger RNA, 471 nt
Organism: Diaporthe amygdali
Lineage: Eukaryota; Fungi; Ascomycota; Sordariomycetes; Diaporthales; Diaporthaceae
Exons: 2
Coding region: 1-471 (156 amino acids)
Source: RefSeq, a predicted model, not a curated record